Messenger RNA from Cynocephalus volans (Philippine flying lemur), 2318 nucleotides. It is a transcript of the gene GLB1, whose product is annotated as galactosidase beta 1. Gene Ontology annotation, molecular function: beta-galactosidase activity. The coding region runs from base 11 to 1981 and encodes 656 amino acids. NCBI's taxonomy places the organism in Eukaryota, Metazoa, Chordata, Mammalia, Dermoptera, Cynocephalidae. Gene Ontology annotation, biological process: carbohydrate metabolic process. The record is from RefSeq and is a predicted model, not a curated record. Gene Ontology annotation, cellular component: vacuole. The transcript has 16 exons.
GGAGCUGGUCAUGCAGGGAGCUCUGGUUCGCAUUCUCUCUCUGCUGCUGGCGCCGCUGCUGCUGGCCUCUGCGCGCGGCUUGCACAAUGCCUCCCAGAGGACGUUCAAGAUCGACUACAGCAGGGACCGCUUCCUCAAGGAUGGCCAGCCAUUUCGCUAUAUCUCGGGAAGCAUUCACUACUCCCGUGUGCCCCGCUUCUACUGGAAGGACCGGCUGCUGAAGAUGAGGAUGGCUGGGCUGAACGCCAUCCAGACGUAUGUGCCCUGGAACUUUCACGAGCCCCAGGCAGGACAGUACCAGUUUUCUGAGGACCAUGAUGUAGAAUAUUUUAUUCAGCUGGCUCAUGAGCUGGGACUGCUGGUUAUCCUGAGGCCUGGGCCCUACAUCUGUGCGGAGUGGGACAUGGGAGGAUUCCCUGCUUGGCUAUUAGAGAAAGAAUCUAUUAUUCUCCGCUCUUCUGACCCAGAUUACCUUGCAGCUGUGGACAAGUGGUUGGGAGUCCUUCUACCCAAAAUGAAGCCUCUUCUCUAUCAGAAUGGAGGGCCAAUUAUAACAGUGCAGGUUGAAAAUGAAUAUGGCAGCUACUUUGCCUGUGACUAUGAUUACCUGCGUUUCUUGCAGAAGCGCUUCCGCUCCCACCUGGGUAACGAGGUGGUUCUGUUCACCACUGACGGGGCCAGUGAAAAAUACCUGAAGUGCGGGGCCCUGAUGGGCCUCUACGCCACCGUGGACUUUGGAGUAGGCAGCAACAUCACAGCUGCUUUCCUACUCCAGAGGAAGAUUGAGCCCAAAGGACCCUUGAUCAAUUCUGAAUUCUAUACUGGCUGGCUAGACCACUGGGGCCAACCUCACUCGACAGUCAAGACUGAAGAAUUGGCUUCCUCCCUCUAUACUUUGCUUGCCAUUGGGGCAAAUGUGAACUUGUACAUGUUUAUGGGUGGGACCAAUUUUGCCUAUUGGAAUGGAGCCAACAUGCCCUAUGAAGCACAACCCACCAGCUAUGACUAUGACGCCCCACUGAGCGAGGCAGGGGACCUUACUGAGAAGUACUUUGCUCUGCGACAGGUUAUCAAGAAGUUUGAAAAAGUACCAGAAGGUAUUAUCCCCCCAUCCACACCAAAGUUUGCAUAUGGAAAAGUUGCUCUGAAAAAGUUAAAGACAGUGGAGGCAGCUCUGGACAUCCUAUGUCCCUCUGGGCCCAUAAAAAGCCUUUAUCCAUUGACAUUUAUCCAGGUGAAACAGUAUUAUGGGUUUGUGCUGUAUCGAACCACACUUCCUCGAGACUGCAGCAACCCAACACCCCUCUCUUCACCCCUCACUGGAAUCCACGAUCGGGCCUAUGUUGCUGUGGAUGGGGUCCCACAGGGAAUCCUUACGCGAUGCAAAUGGAUAGCUCUGAACAUAAUGGGGAAAGCUGGAGCCACUCUGGACCUUCUGGUGGAGAACAUGGGGCGUGUGAACUAUGGCAACUAUAUGAAUGAUUUUAAGGGCUUGGUUUCUAACCUGACCCUUGGCUCCCAUAUUCUCACGAACUGGACAAUCUUCCCGCUGGACACUGAGGAUGCAGUGCACAGCCACCUGCAGGACUGGGGCAAUGGUGACAGUGGCCACCGUGAUGAAGCCCAGGCGCAUGGCUCAUCUAACUACACACUACCAGCCUUUUAUGUGGGGAACUUCUCCAUUCCCACUGGGAUCCCAGACUUGCCCCAGGAUACCUUUAUCCAGUUUCCUGGUUGGACCAAGGGUCAGGUGUGGGUUAAUGGCUUUAACCUUGGCCGCUACUGGCCAGCAAGGGGUCCCCAGGUGACCUUGUUUGUGCCGAAGCACAUCCUGAGGAUCUCGGCCCCAAACACCAUUAUAGUGCUGGAACUGGAGCGUGCACCCUGCAGCAACAAUGGCUCAGAACUGUGCGCCGUGGAGUUCGUGGACAAACCGGUUAUUGACGCAGCUCCAACCCCCGAUCUCUGCAGGCCUGUUUAAUCAAGACUCAUGGCUGGACCAUGCGUGAUGACUAAAGACUGUGAUCCUUUGGGGAUUGAGCCCUACACAUACCUCUAAAAUCCCCCUUGUCAUGCCAGCAUUCACAAAAGAGUUAGAUUGGAAAACAAAUUCAGGGUGUGCGUUUUCACCUGCAGUUUCUCUGCAGCCCUGCAGCGCCUGACACCCCCACCCUCGGGGACCACCCAGUGUGUAAGGGAGGAGACAGCACAGUCAUGCACAGAGGUAUCUGCAGAGUUGGAAUGGGAGCUUUAAAGGCAUUUCUGAUUUUUAUUGUAAAGGAAUCAUGUCUUUUUUGUUAAAUAAAAUUUGUACUCAA